This is a messenger RNA of Suillus paluster, 1532 nucleotides long. Its product is annotated as P-loop containing nucleoside triphosphate hydrolase protein. NCBI's taxonomy places the organism in Eukaryota, Fungi, Basidiomycota, Agaricomycetes, Boletales, Suillaceae. The transcript is spliced from 3 exons. Bases 177 to 1205 code for a protein of 342 amino acids. The record is from RefSeq and is a predicted model, not a curated record. Gene Ontology annotation, molecular function: GTP binding.
UCCCGAUGGCGUGCGCCUGAAGUGAUUGGAAUCGAGCGUGACCCUGAAAGACCUACCUUCAAGAGUGACGUCUAUUCAUUUGGUAGCGUCAUGUUCUUUGUAUCAUCUCGGGUGAUGCACCAUGGAAAGAGAAGAGGCAUUCGCAUCAAAUUACGAUUGAGCUAUCGAAACGAACCAUGCAUGCGCGUCCCGACAGCAUUCUUGACAAUCACUGGAACUUAAUACAAAAAUGCUGGUCUUGGGACCCCGUGGAUCGUCCAGGGGCAGCGGAAGUCACUCAAUCCUCUGCAACGAAUACUAUUCGUCCAGGGGCAACAGAAGUCACUCGACCCUUUGCAAUGAACAACACUCGUCUAGGGGCAGCAGAAGUCCCUCGACCCUCUGCAAUGAACAAUGUUCGUCCAGGGGCAGUAGAAGUCACUCGAUCCUCUGGCAUAAAAACUAUAAUCAUUUUUGGAGAGAGUAACGUCGGGAAAAGCUCCAUCAUCAACCUCCUCGCCAGGAGGAAGGUCGCUAGGACCUCUCUAGACACCAGGCAUUGUACAUUGCGUUAUGAAGCAUAUGAUGUCAUCAUCGGCAACGUGCCAUAUCGCAUCUAUGAUACUGCCGGGAUCGACGACGACCGCAUGGACCCUGUCGGAUUUCUUGACGCCGUCACGAAUGCUCACAAGCUGAUGAAAGAGCUGAAGACGAAAGGAGGACCCCAUCUGCUGCUAUACUGCAUGAAGGCGGGCAGGAUACAACCAUCGUUUGCUGCCAUCUACAGGCUAUUCUAUGAAUUUCUCUUCGAGGAGAAGAUACCAGUUGCGCUCGUCGUUACUCACCUGGAGAGGGAGGAUCCCAUGGAUGAGUGGUACACGCGAAACAAGGGGUCGUUCGAGCGCCAUGCGGUCAAGUGUAUUGAUCAUGCUUGUAUCACUGCGGCCGAAAAUAUGGACCCAAGAUACAAGAAGAAGUACAACACGUCCAGAGAAGCAGUGGGCGACUUGAUCAGACGCCAUGUGCAUGAGGUGGAGAACUGGGAUGGAGGGGAAGGGUGGCUUAGCAGGGAUGGAGGGGAAGGGUGGCUUAGCAGGUUCAUUGGAAAGUCGAAAGACCUCUCAACGGGGCGUCCAAGCAAGUCAGACGUUUUCGGCGUCCUCACGAAACGCUGCGGGAUGGAAGAGAGUCUAGCAAAAGACGUGAUUCGAAGACUUAACAGGUGACAGGACUUCGCCUAGUAUCGAUCCCUAGACUGGACGACUUAAUAUUAACGAAGACCCAGCAAGCGGUGAAAUCCAGCGCUGAAGCAAGCAGCAGCCGGGUUACGACGUCAGAGCAAGCUACCAGCCAACAUCAAUUUAUGUAAAUCAAUCACGAUGCAAGAACCACGUGAACAGCCAAAGCAGACAUUUGACCGAGUGAUAUCAAUACAGCACGUAUCGAAAACAUAAAUCCAAGCCGCAAAAAACGACAGAUGGUUGAAAAAUGCAUGUCAGAAAAAUGAUGAGAUGAUGUGAGUCGUCGCAGGUCGUCAAAAGUAAAUGAUCAUC